Messenger RNA from Trichophyton rubrum CBS 118892, 3130 nucleotides. RefSeq names its product 3-deoxy-7-phosphoheptulonate synthase. Gene Ontology annotation, cellular component: cytoplasm. Bases 1848 to 2657 code for a protein of 269 amino acids. The record is from RefSeq and is a predicted model, not a curated record. Gene Ontology annotation, biological process: aromatic amino acid biosynthetic process. Gene Ontology annotation, molecular function: 3-deoxy-7-phosphoheptulonate synthase activity. The transcript has a single exon. NCBI's taxonomy places the organism in Eukaryota, Fungi, Ascomycota, Eurotiomycetes, Onygenales, Arthrodermataceae.
CACCCAUCCUCGGCCGAGCAAAGUUGCCUUUGACUGCCCUCCCCUCCAGACUCUGAACAAAGAUGCAGAAAAGGAAGAAGAAGAAGAAAAAAGAAGAUGACUUACUCUCUUUAUAGCUGUGAAUGAGUCUUCAAACUGCCCCUACACUGGUGUGAUAGUCGGACUUUCUGAUAAUCCGAAAGCCCAACCUUGCUGUGCCCACGUGAUAGAAGGUUUUUAUCACGUGAAAAUUUUCAACAGAAGAAAAGUUGAAAGUGAAGACACUAGUCCAAGAUAGGAAGUGAUAUGCUGACUCAGCGUGAGUAAAAGUUAAGCAAGUGAAGCAAGUGGGACAAAGGCUUUUUGAUAGAAAAGGGGAAGAUAGAAACAUAGAAGGAAGAAGUUAACAGGGAAGAGAAAGGCCUAGGAUGGCUUCAUGAUCCUUUGAGUAGGGGGGUUUCGACUAUAGAAGCAUGGCUAUAAAAGACUGACCUCUAUAUUUCACAGAAGGAGAAAUAACAGGAUGAAGAGGAUUAGCGGAGAGUCACUCAUAGGGUACAAGUGAAUAAAGAGAGUCAUGGUAAAAUAUAGAACCAAAACAGACUAUACAUCUAGAUAACGUAUCUAAAGAGAUUAUCCCGCUUGAGAUCACAAGGUACUAUUUAUAAUAGUAGCCUAUAUCAAGGAUAGAUACAGGGUAGAGAAGUGGACAAUAGGUAUUAUUAUUGUCAUUCUAACUGCUUGUAAGAUAUAUAGCCCCAAGAUGGUAGUUAUAUCUUGAAAGGCCAUAAAUUGGUCUGUUCUGAGGUGGCAUUAUAGCAGGCAAUGUCCAUAGUAUAGAGAAGCAUAGACUAACAUGGUUACACUCAAGAAUAUCCAUUGACCAGAACCCUCAAGCAGCUUUUCCGAGUAUUCUCAAAAGAAAAUCUGACGACUUCAUAAGAGUCGACGUCUUUAAAACACUGCGCGGUCGUAGGGGGUAUCGUCAGCCAUCCGUUGGGGUAACCCAUUGGGUGCCCACCAUUGGUUCGCUGUCCCACGCUGCUGGCGGCUGCUCCUGAUUGGGGUUUCGUGGCAUACACUAAUGUAAUCCGUAACCUCGUAACGUUGGCCACAUCUUCAGUGGUUCAAAUUCUCAUCUUUCGCUGUUUCUCGUCGUUGCUUUUUGGGUGAAAGAACAGAAAUCGGUGAAGCAGUCACGUGGUCUUAUCUGCCAGCGAAGUCUUAACUUUAUCGUCUUGGCACGAUCUCUCAUAAAAUUUGGGCGAAAAAAGAAGCGAGGUUGACUCAUUGAUAUAAAGAUCGAACUCGCCGGUUUAUUUCUUUCUUGAUUUCCUUCCUCAAGAUUUACUGAGGUGGAUAGAUUGGAUACCUCCAGCAGUUACUUAAUUCCUUCUUUAUUUUCCUCAUUGCGUACCUCAGAAUCGUCGAAGCACCAUGCCGUUCGCUAAGCCCACAGUUGAGGACAACGAUGAUAGCAGAGGUAUGUUCCCUGUUGCCCCUGCGUAAAAUCAGUAUCGCUUGUCAAGCAGGGGCUGAUAUAAAGCUUCAGUGUUGGGAUACGAUCCGUUGCUCUCGCCUCAAUUCCUUCAGACGGAAGUGCCAGUGGUAAGUCCAGCCCCACAAUGUACGUCGCUAGUAACAAGCAGAAUUCUAACACCCGCCAUUUCUGUGUCUAUUAGUCUGCCUCUGCGGUAGAAACUGUCCGAUCAAGCCGUAAGGAGGUUAUUGAGGUCAUUGAACAGCGUGAUGACCGUCUUCUUGUCGUCUGUGGCCCAUGCUCAAUUCACGACCCCACUACAGCGCUGGAGUACGCUGAGCGCCUAAAAGCGCUGUCCAAUAAACUAAAGGGAGAUCUCUGUAUCAUCAUGCGAGCAUACUUGGAGAAGCCUCGAACAACUGUUGGGUGGAAGGGACUGAUCAAUGAUCCCGACAUCGAUGAAUCCUACAACAUUAAUAAGGGACUUCGAAUCUCCCGAAAACUGUAUGCUGAUCUUAACGGUAUGGGUAUGCCAAUUGCAAGCGAGAUGUUGGAUACAAUCUCCCCCCAGUACCUUGCCGAUUUGAUAUCUCUGGGUGCCAUUGGUGCCCGUACCACUGAAUCCCAACUGCAUCGUGAGCUAGCUUCGGGUCUCAGUUUCCCAAUUGGGUACAAGAACGGCACAGACGGAAGUAUUGGGGUUGCAAUUGAUGCUAUUGGUGCUGCAGAGAAGCCUCAUCGCUUCCUAGGAGUCACCAAGCAAGGCCUAGCUGCUAUCACCAAGACAACAGGCAACGAGCAUGGGUUCGUCAUCCUUCGCGGUGGCACAAAGGGCACCAAUUAUGACGCAGAGAGUAUUGCUGCUGCGCGUGAACAGCUAGCGAAGAAGAAACAGCGUGAGAUCAUCAUGGUUGAUUGCUCGCACGGUAACUCCAAGAAGGACCAUCGAAAUCAGCCUCUGGUAGCUCAGUCCGUCGGGGACCAGUUGCGUAAGGGUGAGGAGGGUAUCAUCGGGGUUAUGAUUGAGUCCAAUAUCGCUGAAGGCAACCAGAAGGUGCCUCCAGAGGGCCCGUCAGGCCUCAAGAAGGGCGUCAGUAUCACCGAUGCCUGUAUCAACUGGGAAACAACGGUUGAAGUCCUCGAACAGCUCGCCGAAGCUGUGCGUACAAGAAGGGAGGUUCGUUCAAAGAAGGAAUAAGUAUGGAGGAACGGGUGGGUAUCUCGGGGAAUUAGGGAGCAAUUGAUCAUUCGUAGGGAAAGGGUAAUUAUUAAACAUAAAGUCGUUCUAUGGCUUUGAAAAAUUAUUUCUUGAAUUCGGGGGAACUUCUGGUUAUACCUCUAGCACGCAGGCAGCGAUAGAUUUGGUCCUGAAAAGAUAAUAGAAAAACAACAAUAAGUGAUAUUCUUUCGUUGGUACAUAUUUUUCAUGGCAUAUCCGGCUGGCCUCCUUGGUGGUUAGGAACCUUAGCCGGUCGCAAUCUCGUCAUUGGCGUGGAGAACGACGCCGGAUUGAAGCAUUAUUCCGUCUGAACAUUGAGGGCAUUCAAUCUUCAUAAACGGCUACGAGGCUUCUUCUUCAACCUCCGCACUCUCUGCUCGAGAUGUCAACACAAAAACCUAAGUCAAGCGAGAGUGCGACCCCUGGCCUUUUAUACACGGCUGAAUUGCCGC